CUAGUAUGAAAGGAAACCCUCUUGCAGGCAGUUGCAUUUCCAGAGUCUCCCAGGAGCCUCACUCUCACACACACACAAAUCACACACGCUGUCUCAGGCCUGGAUACAGCAAUACAGUCAGUUGCUUUGAGUGAGGCUUCAGUUUGUCGUAUCUCUUCUUUUUAACACUGACAUGGAGCUCCACAGUUUACAAAGGACCACCCACACCAACCACCUGGGUGAGGAGAAGCAGCAGAUGCUGAACCUAAAUCGAAGACUCGAGACCUACCUGAACCGAGUUAAACUCUUAGAGGAGGAAAACAUGCUGCUUGCAAAGGAGAUACAAGCUAUGAGAUGCAAUAAUCACGGAGCCUUGACACGCAGGAGAGGCCUGGAGGAAGAGUUGCGGCAGGCAAGACUGGAAGUAGAUGCAGUCUGGAGAGAUAGGGUCCUCACAGAGCUGGAAGUUGGCAAGUUGACUGAAGAACUUCAAGCGCUGGACUUGCGGAGACAGAGGGAGGCUGAAGAAAAAGUGAAGGCCAAGAUAAAGCUGGAGCAAAGCAGGAAGGAGUUGGAGGAGGAACAGAGGGCACAGAUUUGGCUUAGAGAGAAGGUCAACCAGCUGGAGCAUGAGAUGAGACUCCUGAUCCAAACACAUGGGGAGGAUGUAGCCCACCUGGAAGCCACACUGACACAUUCUAGAGCUACAUUAUCUUACACAUUUUCUCAAAAGGGCAACCAUACACCAAAUCUCCUUCAGUUGGGACAUGAAUACUCUCAGAGUGCCACCAGAGCAUGGCAGGAGGCAGCAGAGGCCUAUCAGGGCCAGCUGACUCGGUUAGAGGAGUCACUUAACCAGGCCGGGAGCCGUUUGACCCAAGUGGGCCAGGAGAAACGUGAGAGCCAGCUGAAGCUCCAAGCCCUGGAGAAGGAGAUCAUCUCAGCUCAGGAAAUCAGACAGCAUCUGGAGAAAACUGUUGCCCAGCAGACAGAUAAAUACAGCCAAGAGAUGCAGCAGCUCCAGGAGCACUUGGAGGCCUUAGAGGUGGAGAAGCACGAGCUUGGUCAACAGAUCGAUCAUAUCACGAUGGAGAACCGAGGCCUGAUGCAGCUGAAAAUGUCUCUAGGUCUCGAAGUAGCAACAUACAGAGCUUUGCUGGAUGGUGAAAGCCUGAGGGGAGAUGUGUCUGUGUUAAAUCAGCCAAGAAACAUUUCCAUCACAGAUGCAGUUUUCAGUUCUCAAGGGGUUAAAAAGAAUUACCAGACUCAGCUGUCUGCUAGCCGCAAAACCACUUCUCUCUCAUCUAUUCGCAGCAUAGCAGAACCAACAGUAAUGUCUACCACUCUAUUUUUAAGCAGAAAACCUGUAACCUCAAAUGAAACACCAAAGACUUCAGAGAAAUGUGCUGAUACUGAUGCAAGAAAGGCAGAAACAUGGGAGACCCCUUAUCCAAAAAUAAUGCAGGAUGGAGCUGUUGAAAAUUUUAGACCACAGGAAGUUUGUGAAAAAGUCACGUAUGCUGAGCCUUUGUCACCUCCUAAUGAGCCAGAAACUAAUGCUAAAGCACCAUCAGGGGACGAGGAAGCGGACUGGAAUGAUGUUGAUGUUGAAUGUUCUGAUGAAAGGCCAGUUGUUGAGUCAGUUGUCAGUUGUCAGGUUGAAUCUACCCUCAGCACUGAGCAAUCCUUCAAUGAUGAAGUUGGCCGUCACCAGUUUACAGCACCCAGCUAUACACCAUAUCAUGCAAAUUUGAAAGAAGAGCCCAGCAGUUUCCCAGAUGAGUCUGAUGAGGAUGUAGCUUUGUUAGGGGAAGCUGAAGAGCAAUAUAAGCAACAGGAUCCACUUGAUGCAUGUGUAAGGGAAGUGUGUACAGACAAAGAUACAGGGCAUAUUCAAGAGGAGAGUUCAGAUUCUGAAACAGAGGCAGUGAUCGAACCGACACCCGAAUCCAGGCCUAGCAGCCCAGAAUCUCAAUGUGAGCCUCCAGAAAGUGUUUUUAAUCAAGCUGUUGAUAAAAAUUUAGAUGUAAAUGUGACAAAUGGAGUUGAUCCAGCUGAAAUAAAACAAGAAAUAAGUUGUUCUAUGAUAGAGACAAACCAAAUGGAUGUCGAAGAUAAAUUAUACCCUGACGGAGAAGAGAUGGAUACAUGGGAUAGUGUAAUAGAAAGGAAGACUGAUGUAAAGAAAGACGAUUGCAUUACAAAUGAUGAAGUAAAAGGACAACAUGCUGAACCAGAGGAGGACAUAUCAGCAAGAGAACAAGUGAAUGAGCAGAAAGGAACCAUUAUGCAGGAUUUUGCUACAGUUGUACAGCAAGGCAACAUUAUGACUUCUUCCCUGAUUAACAAGCAAGCAGAUGACCAAGAGCACGCUGCAUUAGAGCAAGAGCUUGCUCCACCUCCUGAUAAUGAAGGAGAUGAUGAUGAAGAAGACUCUCAAAAUGUUUCCAUGUCUUGGAAGACUGAGCUGGAGGGUGACAGUUAUGCUCAGGAUAACACUCUGGCUGAUACUCGUCCUCUGAUCCGAUACAAAAGCGAUGAGACUGAUGCCAACACUCAGGCGUCACACAUGGAUGAGAGUGAGUCCAGUGAAGGUGAGCAGGAAAAAAAGAUCGGAGAGACAGGAACUGGAACGUGGAGUGAAAGCAAGGCAAAGAAAUUUGGAACAAUGGAAGAUCUGUGUGAAGAAGUUGAGGGAGAAACAAUGGAUGAUGAAUAUAAUCUGAGUUACACUCAUAUCAAAGAUGGGGAUGAUGAUGACGGUACAACUGUAAGUGAGCGCGUUAUCCAGGUGAAUGAUAAAGAAAGUGCAGAAGAAGGGAUCAGAGAUGGCAGUGAGGGACAUUCAGAUGAAGAAACUGAAGAACUAACAGAACACAUGGUACCUGCAAACAUAGCCUAUGACGAAGAGUUGGAAACGGACAAACUUGUGGAGCAGGAAUUAGAAAAUCUGUGCACAGACAACUAUAGUGCUCAAUUCGCGCAGCAGCAAGACGGCGACCAACUGCUAUACACGAAUGACGAGUCUGACCGUGAGAUAACAGAGGAAGAAGAGGACAUGUCUUACUGUGUGACUGGAAUAAAAGUGAACCAUGAACUUGUAUCUUCCACUGCAAUUAUAGAUCAAACUUCUGAAAACCCAAGUGUCAGUGAUUUGGCGGAUAUGACGCAUCACAUAGACACUGUGGAUGUAGAGGACAUCCACUAUGAAGAUCAAGAAGUGAAAGAUACCCCAGAGAAAAGAGAAGAAGAGGGUGGGCCUAAUGUGUCCAUGGUGACGCAUGCUGAUGUAGUAGAAGAUCAAUCUGGAUUUAGCAAAUUUAUGAGCAGUCCUGAGAUGGAAGAAAUCAACAACUCAGUGGAUCCAAAUUCUGUGUUACUCGUGACAACAGAUGAGGAAAAUGUGCAGGAUAUGGCAGCUCAGGAUGAGGUAAAAGAUGCUUUCCCUCUUGAAGUUAUCGGUCAGUCUCAAGAACAAGCUGAGAGUGAUAAAGAUUGCCAGGAGCUUCCUGAAGCUGAAUGGGAAGGAGACCCAAGAGAGGAUUUUGAAACCAGGGAUGAGAUUGAACAUGAUGAUAAAUGUCAAAAAGUGCCAGAAACCACAAACGAGGGUGAUGUUAUACACCAGGAGGAGCCCCUUGAGAUUCCCAAUGAAAGUACAGCUGAUGAAAAUGGUAUUUUUAAGGCAAAUGAUCCAGCAAACAAUGGGCUCAAUAGUCUCUUUUCCUCUGGCAUAAAGAGUGACUUCUGGGUGUCCUCUUUAGAGAGCGGUGCCACCUGUGAACCAGAUGAUGGCUGCAAUGAAGCAGCUGAGCAAACUAAUGAGAAUCUGGGAUUUGUUGACAACCUAGUCUGGGAGAUUACAGAAAACCAGAAUGCCUUUAACGGCAAGUCCAGGGUGGAUAUUGAGUCCGCGCUCACUACUAAGAGCGAGCAGGAACAAAUGCGUAAACAAGUAAAGCAGGUGUUGGGUAGAAAUGUUAGUGAGGGGGAGUUGGUUCAUUCUGAGGAGUCUGAAGCUGAAGCUGAAUUGUGGUCAUCUGGGGAGGAACCAGCAUAAAAAAUCAGUGAAGUUUUAGAUGUAGUGUUAGUCAAAAGUGUGUUUUCUUUAAAACCAAAGUUGUGCCUUGGUGCGCUCCUUAGUGACGCUAACCACCAAUGUGCCAAUUCUGUCUACAAACAUACUGAGCACUUGCCGUGUUUCACGUUUUCCUCAUUCCUAAUUGUUUAAAGGUUUCAGUCAAUUAGUGUGCAUGCUGUGGAAAAAGAUUGGGGGCUUUUGCAUGAGGGAACGGCAUGAUGAAAGAACAAAGAAUGUCAUUUGAAAGUCAAAGCAUUUAUUGAUUGUUUGCUAAUCUGAUUGUACUGACUAGUGGGAAUCAAUAAUAGCAGAAGGGUAGAAUUACUUGUAGAGCUACUAUUCAAAAAAACGACAGACAGCUAGUGUUUCUGUUAGUGAGUUAUUUCAUUUAACUAGACCAGAGUUGACUUGUUGCAUGUUUUACACAUGUAAAAUGAAUAACUGGUGGUAAAAUGGCAUAAAUCAGCUUAGAUAAGCAGAUAGUUGUGUUUGUAUUUGGCUGAUCUCAAAGAAUAAAGGUUUUUCCAUUCAUGAAAAUAUAUAAUACACUGCGGUACAGUUCCAGUUCCAAAAUAAACAAUAGCUUCUAGA
Molecule: messenger RNA, 4651 nt
Organism: Pelmatolapia mariae (spotted tilapia)
Lineage: Eukaryota; Metazoa; Chordata; Actinopteri; Cichliformes; Cichlidae
Gene: nes
Product: nestin
Exons: 4
Coding region: 173-4039 (1288 amino acids)
Biological process (GO): positive regulation of intermediate filament depolymerization
Cellular component (GO): intermediate filament
Molecular function (GO): intermediate filament binding; CCR5 chemokine receptor binding
Source: RefSeq, a predicted model, not a curated record